GGCAGCCGGGGCCGGGCGGCAGCGGCGGGGGAGGGCUCCUCGCGGGGGGCCGGGCCCCACGGCCCUUGCGGGAGUCCGCCGUCCCGGCCCCUGGGUCCAGAGCUGGCUUGUCUCGCGUGACCCUUACUUAUUUCUUCUGGGCUCCAGCUUACUCAUUUGCAAAAUGGGGCGAAUAGUUUCUGAUCCUUGAGAGAGUGAUUGGUUUAUUCAUUCUAGAUGCUUUACUAGCUGGUUUGCCAGAGAUGCAUAGACAGAACCUUCCCAGGAGGGGUUCACGCAAAUCCCUAGAGGAAGAUGACCAUGUUCUUUAAAACACUUCGAAAUCAUUGGAAGAAAACUACAGCUGGGAUCUGCCUGCUGACUUGGGGAGGCCAUUGGCUCUAUGGAAAACACUGUGAUAACCUACUAAGGAGAGCAGCCUGUCAAGAAGCUCAGGUGUUUGGCAAUCAGCUCAUUCCUCCCAACGCGCAAGUGAAGAAGGCCACUGUCUUUCUCAAUCCUGCAGCCUGCAGAGGCAAAGCAAGGACUCUAUUUGAAAAAAAUGCUGCCCCGAUUUUACAUUUAUCUGGCAUGGAUGUGACUAUCGUUAAGACAGAUUAUGAAGGCCAAGCCAAGAAACUGCUGGAACUGAUGGAAAACACAGAUGUGAUCAUUGUUGCCGGAGGAGAUGGGACAUUGCAGGAGGUUAUUACUGGAGUUCUUCGAAGAGCAGAUGAGGCUACCUUCAGUAAGAUUCCCAUUGGAUUUAUCCCACUGGGACAGACCAGUAGUUUGAGUCAGACCCUCUUUGCCGAAAGUGGAAAUAAAGUCCAACAUAUUACAGAUGCUACACUUGCCAUUGUGAAAGGAGAGACAGUUCCACUCGAUGUCUUACAGAUCAAGGGUGAAAAGGAACAACCUGUGUUUGCAAUGACUGGCCUUCGAUGGGGAUCUUUCAGAGAUGCUGGCAUCAAAGUUAGCAAAUACUGGUAUCUUGGGCCUCUAAAAACCAAAGCAGCUCACUUUUUCAGCACCCUUAAGGAGUGGCCUCAGACUCAUCAAGCCUCUAUCUUGUACACGGAACCUACAGAGAGACCGCCCAGCGGGGCAGAGGAGGCCCCCCCACGGCCGUCUGUGUACAGGAGAACGUUACGCAGGCUCGCGGCAUUCUGGGCACGGCCCCAAGAUGCCCUUUCCCAAGAGGUUAGCCCAGAGGUCUGGAAAGAAGUGCAGCUGUCCGCCAUUGAACUGUCCAUCAUGACACGGAACAGUCAGCCUGACCUGAUGGGCAAAGAUGACUUCAUGAACAUCUGCAUUGAGCCCGACACCAUCAGCAAAGGAGACUUCAUAACUGUGGGGAGUAAGAGGGUGCGAAACCCCAGGCUGCGCGCUGACGGCGCCCAGUGUCUCCAGGCCAGCCGGUGCGCCUUGCGCCUCCCUGAGGGGACGGGGGGCUCUUUCAGCAUUGACAGCGAGGAGUACGAAGCCACGCCCGUGGAGGUGAAGCUGCUGCCCAGGAAACUGCACUUCUUCUGCGACCCCAGGAAGAGGGCGCAGGUGCUGCAGAGCGCAGCCCCCUGAGUGGGCACGAGGUCACAGGCGCUCGGAGACUGGGACCAAAAGGGGGCCCCUGCCUCGCCUGUCCCCAGUGUUGUCAGAGGAUCCCGAGGGCGUUUGCAUGGCAAGUACCCCUUCUCACAGCGCUCCCCCUUUAGUGCAUGCGCACUGCUUGUGUGCCAGCGAUCCCUCCCAAGUGCUGGUUUCCCUCAGACUAGUUCCAGGAGUCUCCCACUCACUGACCUUAUCGCCCCAAAGUGCAGCCAAAGUAGAAAGCAGGCUCCUCCACUUCACAGCCCCCCACUGCUCCUCCCUGGCCAUCCUAGGCUUCCAGGGAAGGGUCUGCUGUCCCUGCGGCCCUGUCCUAUUUCUAGGCUUCUCCAUGGGUACUGCGACUUCACGAGCUCCAAUGCUUAGAUAGCUUGUUUCCAUUCUCUCCGAAAAUAGGUGUUUCCUUCAGCCAUGACUGAACUAUUACUAAGUACUGAUUCUUAGUAGGGCUUCCUAAGUGUUGGUUUGCAUGAGAACCACCUGGAGUGCAUGUUGAAAAUUGACUUACUUGGGGCCCAGAAAUCUAGUUUCAAAAGCAGCCACCCUCCCCCGGUGAUUCUACUACAAGAGGUCCCCCAGCCUUACCUGGACCAAUAGUGAUGGAAAGCAGCAGGCCACACACUGUUCUGCACAUGUGCCCCGCUCGUAUUUUUGGGUUGACAUCUGAAACUUUUCAUGGGAAGUUAAGAGUUGCCAGAGUACUUUCUGGUGUCGUGUCAUGUAAAUACUUAUAUUUUAAAAUAAAAGUAUUAUAUCUCUCUUUUAAACAUAUUCAGUGUAAUUUAAAUACAUAGCAAUUUGACACCAUCCAUUUACAAAAAUAAAUCAGUUUAAAAUUUUAAACUGGUUUUUCCUUGCAUGUGUACUUCAAUACCACUUCACCUUCAGCAAAGAAACCUAUUUGUAUGCUGGAAAUUUUUUACUUGUAAUAAUUAUUGAAGUGCAAUAGAAGAAAACAGUGAGUCUUUGAUUAAAAGGUAAUGUUGAAUGUUUUUUU
This is a messenger RNA of Manis pentadactyla (Chinese pangolin), 2584 nucleotides long. It is a transcript of the gene AGK, whose product is annotated as acylglycerol kinase. The record is from RefSeq and is a predicted model, not a curated record. Gene Ontology annotation, molecular function: ceramide kinase activity; acylglycerol kinase activity; ATP-dependent diacylglycerol kinase activity. Lineage: Eukaryota; Metazoa; Chordata; Mammalia; Pholidota; Manidae. Gene Ontology annotation, cellular component: mitochondrion; TIM22 mitochondrial import inner membrane insertion complex. Gene Ontology annotation, biological process: protein insertion into mitochondrial inner membrane; ceramide biosynthetic process. The transcript is spliced from 16 exons. The coding region runs from base 295 to 1560 and encodes 421 amino acids.